Molecule: messenger RNA, 1849 nt
Organism: Humulus lupulus (European hop)
Lineage: Eukaryota; Viridiplantae; Streptophyta; Magnoliopsida; Rosales; Cannabaceae
Product: putative F-box/LRR-repeat protein At4g15060
Exons: 4
Coding region: 333-1670 (445 amino acids)
Molecular function (GO): protein binding
Source: RefSeq, a predicted model, not a curated record
CGAGACUAACUUCAUACAAUGCUAGACUAGAUCUAUUUGAUGCCACAAUGGAUCCAUUUGAUGCCUCACUUAUUCUAGUUUGAUGCCAUACUUUCCCCUAAAAGAAAUCCCAUACUUGUCUCACUCUCUAUACUCUUCUCUGUUUCUCAAUCAGAUCCUAAUACGCUCUUCUGUUUCUCAAUCAGAUCCUAAUACGCUCUUUCGUAAGAACCCUCUCUGCUUUAGCCCAAGCCUCCAAUUUUUUCGAGUGUUUCGCGUAUAUUGAGGUUAAAGAAAGAGAAUAUUUCUGCUGCUGCACAUAAGCUCAAUCCACUUUGUGUCGUUCUCUUCACAUGGCUGAACCUGAAAGGGGCGUGACAAAGAAGAGUGAUCCUCCGGAGAAAAAAAGGGUUAAAAUGACAUCAAUCACUGAGGCUAAGGACAGAAUUUCGAAACUCCCCGAUACAGUCAUUGUACACAUUCUGUCGUUUCGUCUCACCGAGGAUGUCGUUCGGACAUGCCUCCUUUCAAAGCGUUGGAAGUUCAUGUGGUAUUCAGUUCCCAAACUCUUUUUCUCUGAUUCUAGUGAUACUGGUCCUGAUUCUCAAAAGUUCUACAAUUAUAUCGAUAAUUGUUUGGAACACCGCAAGAAAGGUAUGUAUUUUAUUGUCGAUUCAGCCAUAGCUAGUUUUAAGCUUCAGAUGUAUUAUUGCUAUCGAAGAAGCAAGGCUCGCCGCCUAGAUAAAUGGUUAGAUUUUGCGGUUGAGAAUAAAGUCAAGGAAUUGAGUCUUCGGUUGUGGCCAGAAAAAGAUAAUGUAAAAAAUGAUGUGCUAUCCAAGUCUUUGUUGGAUUGCCCUUCUCUUGAGAAAUUGUUGUUAACUUCGUGUCAUGACUUAAGUAUUGAUAAUCCACUCCAGUUGCGAAGCUCAAGCCUCAAGUUCAUGCAAAUUCUUUUCAGUAUAUCUCUUCAAGUUGAAGCUGUAAAUCUUGAAUCUUUGUUGCUGCGCGAUAAUCCUGUUUGCUUUGAGAAAAUAAAAUUCUCUGCGUGUAAGGCAAUUAGAAAUCUCAAACUAGAAUUUUGUCGUUGGAGUAUGCCAGACCACUCAUCAUUUGCAGAUCUCAUUUCAAACUUUCCUCUCCUAGAGAAUUUGACUCUGGAGAAUUGUUAUGGCAUGUCGAGGUUGGGGCACCUUAAAAUUUCUGGUCAACAUUUGAAAUGUUUCAAUUUCAAAAAUUCCUUUGACGAGGAUAAUGUGAUCAAGGCCAUCACAAUUAAAUCAGCUCCAAAAUUAGCUUCAUUUCAUUAUGAUGGUAAUAUGGAUUGUAGCAUAUCAGUAGAGUCAUCCAAUUUGCUGAAUGGAAAAUUUGUACUUAGAAAGGAUUAUUCCAAGCAUGACACCGAUUUGUUUAUCCAAAUGGUGAAUUUUCUGAUGAAUCUCAAUUGCUCUUGGAAUAUGGUAACUCUGCACGUUUGGUCAGGACAAAUUCUCAUCAUGCCAGAAGGUUUAAAGAGGAUAUGUCGUUCUCCUUCACUUGAUUGGAAGCAUCUCAGAGUUGUUUUACCUGAUUGGAAGCAUCUCAGAUUUAUUAGUGAUUGGGAGUCAGAGAGAGAAUCAGACUUUAAGGAUACCUUAAUGUGGAUUGCACCCUCUUUACAAACAUUAUCUAUUCACGGAAAACAGAUAUUCUAGUGUUUUACAUUAUCUACUAAUUUUGCAGUUUAUUGGAAUUUUGUAAGACCUCAUGUUAACUCAGCUCAGGUUGCCAAAUAGUUUUGGUAUUUGUUUUCACUUUUUAUUUAUUUUUUAUUCUAUGAUGUUACUUGAAUUUAAUACCAUUAAUCUAUUCACUAAAAUGGUUAUCUCGCAUA